Ciona intestinalis (vase tunicate) is the source of this 1704-nucleotide messenger RNA. The record is from RefSeq and is a predicted model, not a curated record. NCBI's taxonomy places the organism in Eukaryota, Metazoa, Chordata, Ascidiacea, Phlebobranchia, Cionidae.
AUGAAAUCCUUUAAAUUACAGCAGAUUCCAUCUACAGUAUAUAUUGUUUUGGUGCUUUAUAACUAGCAUGAGUUCACCAUCGUUAUUUGCUGAUGUUGAAUUGGCUGCCCCUGUUGUAGUUUUCCAGUUGACUGCUGACUACAACGCAGAUAAUGCAGAUAAGAAGAUCAACCUGGGCGUUGGAGCAUACAGAACUGAUGAAGGUGAACCAUGGGUGCUUCCAGUUGUUCGGUCAGUUGAAGCACAAAUGGCGAUCGAUCCAGCUUUAAACCACGAAUAUCUCCCAAUACUUGGCUUGCCAAGUUUCCGUGAAUUAGCAACUCAGCUGAUUCUUGGAAAAGACUCGCGUGCUAUUCUUGAAAACAGAGCAGGAGGCGUCCAAUCCAUCAGUGGAACCGGUGCAUUGAGAUUGGCUGCCGAGUUUCUCUACAGAUAUUACAACAAGCGUGAAAAGUCAACGCCUGUUUAUGUAUCGAGCCCAACGUGGGGCAACCAGACUGCAGUGUUUAAGAAUGCAGGAUUCACCGACAUGAGAACCUACAGAUACUGGGACGCUGAGGACCGUUGUUUGGAUUAUAAAGGCAUGCUUGAAGACAUGUUAAACGCACCAGAGUAUUCCAUCUUUAUCUUCCAUGGUUGCGCUCAUAACCCAACUGGUGUAGAUCCAACACAUGAACAAUGGCAAGGAAUAGCAAAGGCGUGCAAGGAGCGAAACAUCUUUCCAGUGUUAGACUGCGCAUACCAAGGAUUUGCAUCGGGCGAUCCAGAUGUGGAUGCUUACAGCGCGAGGAUGUUCGUAGAUCUUGGAUUCGAGGUCCUCAUCUGUCAAUCAUUCGCUAAGAAUUUCGGACUUUACAACGAACGUGUUGGCAACUUAACCAUGGUUAUGCAUGAUGCCCCAACAUUAUCAAGGUGCAAGUCACAAGUUGAGCUUAUCAUCCGAGCCAUGUAUUCCAACCCCCCACACCAUGGUGCUAGGGUGGUGGCUUCUACAUUAGCCAAUCCUGCAUUUAAACAAGAAUGGCUUGAUAACUUACAUACAAUGUCUUCUCGUAUCAAAGAGAUGAGACAACUCCUCCAUUCAAAGUUGAGAGCAAAGGGAACACCAGGGAACUGGGACCAUAUCAUCAACCAGAUUGGAAUGUUCAGUUUCACAGGACUCAAUGCAAGCCAAGUUCAGUACUUAAAGAAGCGGCAUAUUUAUCUUCUUUCAUCCGGUCGUAUUAACAUGUGUGGGCUUACCACAUCAAACAUGGAAUACUUUGUUGAUAAUGUACAUGAUGCUGUCACCAAUGUUAAGGAUGGGAAACUGUAAAGUGACAUAUGUACAUGUAUACUAGAGUGGGGUAAGAUGGGACACCUUUUUAUUCCGUUUUCUUGUCCCAUUUAGUAGUAAACAAAGAGAACAAUCAAAUAAUUAUAAAACCGUAUCCUCACAACUCCCAGAGACCGUUGGUGAUUGUUUAAAACAGGAUUAAGAUAUUUUGAUAUUAUGUGCUGAAGCCUGAAGGUGUCCCGUUUUCCCCCACCCUACUAUAUGUUCCAUAUACAACCUUCUGUAUAAUUGUAAGAGUGUCAAUCUUCAUUUUUGUAGUAAUUUUAAUAUUACCCAAGUGGUAUGUGCUGUAGGUGAUUUUAUUAGAUUUCUAUAAAUUCCCAAUAAUCGUGGAUUGUUUGUAUUGAAAUAAACAAAAUUCAACUCAA